UGCCCCGAUGAGCCGAUUCUUUCCUCUUCCAAGGGGCCACGUCCAACCACGAGGGACGCAUUUGUGUCCACCUAGAAGAAAAAUGAGGGCCGGGCUCGGUGCAACGACACGACAAACCUGUCUACUCCGUACCGAAGAACGCAAGGCAGCUCAAGGAUGCGAAUAGGUAGCCCAGAUUAGAGUGCGGAGCGGAGACCGACUCCUAGACGCUGGACCUGGAGAAAGAAAGCCCGGACCAAAACGUCUGGCGUCUCGAGCUGUACGGAUACGACCCCCGAGCCCAGCCUAGGCAAGGCCACGUUCAUUACGUAGCUUUUCAGGUCGCAGAUUAGUAAAUAUAAAGACUAUGGUCAUUGCGUUGUCGUUUGCCUGCCAAAUCUGUACCACACCAUCGCGCCAAAACUUUACCUUGCUCAAUUGCAUGAACACCUAGAUCAAUAAUCCAGCAAAGCUUCAUUCUAAUCAACCUCCAACCAACCAGUUCCCACGCUACCGCCAUCAUGCCUCUCAGUCUCCAGGUUCCCGACGAGUACGGCUACGUCCUCCUCGUCGCUGCCUCAACCUUCUUCAUCAACACAACCCACGUCCUCCUGACAAGCAAAUACCGCAAGGCCAGCGGCCUCGUCUACCCGGCCCCCUACGCCUCCAACGAGCAGGCCGAGAAGGACCCCAAGGCAUACCAGUUCAACUGCGCACAGCGCGCCCACGCAAACUUCACCGAGAACCAGCCCUCCUUCCUCGGCGCUCUCCUCAUCUCCGGCCUCCGCUUCCCCGUCGCCAGCGCCGUCCUCGGCGCCGGCUGGACCUUGUCCCGUAUCCUCUACGCCUUUGGCUACACAAGCGGCGCUGGCCCCAAGGGCCGAACUCGUGGCUCCAUCGGUUCCUUCCUCUUCGACACCGUCCUCAAGUUCACUUCCACCUACGCCGCUCUCGCGAUGAUUAUGAAUUGGUAACGGGGCUUGAUCACUUCGUAUGCUGCUUAAUGGACCACGAUCCAAUCUCUUGCUUUACUAGCCGCUGUAAAAUCCAUACAAACAAAAUAAUGCCGGGAAUAGACGACCAUCAUGUCCCGCAGUAUUGUCCCAGUGAACCGACCCAUUGCUUGCUAACCGCUGCGUACAACCGUGAC
This is a messenger RNA of Colletotrichum godetiae, 1129 nucleotides long. Its product is annotated as MAPEG family protein. Lineage: Eukaryota; Fungi; Ascomycota; Sordariomycetes; Glomerellales; Glomerellaceae. The record is from RefSeq and is a predicted model, not a curated record. Gene Ontology annotation, cellular component: membrane; nuclear envelope; endoplasmic reticulum. Gene Ontology annotation, molecular function: glutathione peroxidase activity; glutathione transferase activity. Bases 501 to 953 code for a protein of 150 amino acids. The transcript is spliced from 4 exons.